AUGACCCGAUUGCCCACAGACCCGGCGGCGAAUCUGGCCGCGCUGAUCCAAUGCCCGUCCGUGACCCCGGACGAUGCCGGCGCGCUCGACGCACUGAGCGCGAUGCUGGCGCCGCUCGACUUCGUCUGCGACCGGCCGGUGUUUUCCGAGCCGGGCACGCCGGACAUCGACAAUCUCUAUGCGCGGCGCUCGGGCAACGGCCCGCAUCUGAUGUUUGCCGGUCACACCGACGUGGUUCCGCCGGGCGAUCCGGACGCCUGGACCCACGAUCCGUUUGGCGCAUCUGUAUCGGGGGGCGCCAUGUAUGGGCGCGGCGCCGUCGACAUGAAGGGCGGCAUCGCCUGUUUCGUCGCCGCCCUUGCCCGGGUUGUCGAAAGCGGGCGGCCGGUGCCGGGUUCGGUGUCGCUUCUGAUCACCGGCGACGAGGAAGGGCCGGCCAUCAACGGCUCGGUCAAGCUGCUCAAAUGGGCGGCCGAGAAGGGCGAAAGCUGGGACGCGUGCCUUCUGGGCGAGCCGACCAAUCCCGAUGCGAUGGGCGACAUGAUCAAGAUCGGCCGGCGCGGAUCGCUGUCCGGCACGAUCAUUGUCGAGGGGACGCAAGGGCAUGUCGCCUAUCCGCAUCUGGCCGACAAUCCGGUGCGCUCCAUCGUCGCCUUGUGCGCGGCGCUGAACGCGACGCCGCUCGAUGCGGGCACCGACGAUUUCCAGCCAUCCAAUCUCGAAGUGACGACGAUCGAUACGGCCAAUCCGGCGGUCAAUGUGAUUCCGGCGCGCGCGUCGGCCAGCUUCAAUGUUCGGUUCAACGACAGUUGGACGGAAGAGACACUGAAGGCGGAAAUCAUGGCGCGGCUCGCGCGCGGCGCCGCGUCCGGCCGCGACGAUCGCCCGCCGGCGCGUUUUGGCGUCGAUUGGAAAGAACCGGUGAGCCAGGUUUUCCUGACCCGCAACGAAGCCCUGACCGGGGCGCUGGCCGCCAGCGUGACCGCGGUGACCGGGCGCGAUCCCGUUCUUUCGACCUCCGGCGGCACGUCCGAUGCGCGGUUCAUCAAGGAUUACUGCCCGGUGGUCGAAUUCGGCCUCGUAGGCAAGACCAUGCACAUGGUCGACGAGCAUGUCGCGCUUGCGGAUCUGGAAACACUGACGGCGAUCUAUGCCGACUUCAUCAUCCGCUGGUUUGCGGGAAAAGCGGGCCGAUGA
Molecule: messenger RNA, 1197 nt
Organism: Effrenium voratum
Lineage: Eukaryota; Dinophyceae; Suessiales; Symbiodiniaceae
Source: the annotation of a GenBank genome assembly